AUGGCCGCCACCCACACCGCUGCAACACUCUCCUUCGUUCUCGCGACCAGGACGCACUCCCACCUACAACACACCCUCCACCACCCGCGCUCGUGCCCCGUUCUCGCGUGCGUCCCACCCGCGUGGCAGCUCAGGCCUUACCCUUCCCCCUCCUCUGCCGCCGCAACCGCCGCACAUCGCACACCCGGUCCUAUUUCGCGAUCGUGCGCCGCCGCUAUCACGUCCGGCCGCGCCCGCGUCCCACCCGCGUGGCAACCCAGCCCCCCUCGCUGGCUCUUCUGUCUCACGGACUCGCCCACCAUGCCGCCCAUGAGUAUGAGACAUCGCAACACGUUGGACCAGAUUAUGCGGGGUACGCACAAGCCAACGGAGGUCUCAGUAGUUUGUGAGGCCAUUGAGAUAGGUCUUGGAGGUCGCAUCAAGGUGAAGUCGAACAAGGGCGGGAGCCUGACCUUCCCCGAUGGCAGGUGUAGGUUCCUACAUCGGACGGACGUGGCGUGGGGCUGGCACCCGAAACAUGGGACUGAGGGGAAAGGAAAGACGGGCAAGAAGCAGCCGGGUAACGGGAAGAUGUUCAAAAAGGACCUAGUGGCCGCGUUGGGGCGCAAACUCGUCCGCGCCCUUGAGCUGGACGACGUCCAAGACGGGUUCAACGUCCGGAAGUGGAACCGAAUCUGCGCUCGCGACUGGCAGCGCCCUUCGUAG
Molecule: messenger RNA, 705 nt
Organism: Epithele typhae
Lineage: Eukaryota; Fungi; Basidiomycota; Agaricomycetes; Polyporales; Epitheliaceae
Exons: 7
Coding region: 1-705 (234 amino acids)
Source: RefSeq, a predicted model, not a curated record